Molecule: messenger RNA, 1920 nt
Organism: Bombina bombina (fire-bellied toad)
Lineage: Eukaryota; Metazoa; Chordata; Amphibia; Anura; Bombinatoridae
Product: zinc finger protein 1 homolog
Exons: 9
Coding region: 162-1721 (519 amino acids)
Biological process (GO): negative regulation of transcription by RNA polymerase II
Cellular component (GO): nucleus
Molecular function (GO): DNA-binding transcription repressor activity, RNA polymerase II-specific; RNA polymerase II cis-regulatory region sequence-specific DNA binding; DNA-binding transcription activator activity, RNA polymerase II-specific
Source: RefSeq, a predicted model, not a curated record
UGUAGUAUUAUAUUGUGCAUAAGUGACUUAAACAUGUUUAUAUCACAAUCAUAGCUUUACCAUAAUAUAAAUACAGGAAGAACUCUGACUCUUUCCCAUCUCUCAUUUUUGGCUUCUUCCUUUCUUCUCGCAGGUGUCACAUUUCUAGCAUUUGAGUCAAGAUGAACAAAUACAGGAAGCAGAUGGCAGAGCAGUUCCUGAGUCAGGCCCUCGGUAUCAUCUGCCUGCUGACCGGAGAGGAAUAUGCCAUUGUGAAGAAGAAGCCGUCCCACAGCAGCAUUCACCGGCAGAGCAGAGAGGUGCCUAUAAAGUGUGAUGAUGUUGCCGUGUAUUUCUCUAUGGAGGAGUGGGAGUAUAUAGAGGGGCACAAGGAGCUUUACAAGGACGUCAUGAUGGAGACUCACCAAGCACUAAGGACUAUGGAGAUCCCAGGAAAUGAGAGCUCAGAAUUAUCAGGUCACAGAGAUGAAAAUCUAGACAAAGGAUCACAAGGAGAACUUGUACAGAAUAUUCAGCCAGUGGAGACCACAUCAGAAGUCUCUGCAGAAUUAAAAGGUCACAGUGAUAAAAAUCUAGACACAGGAGCACAAGGAGAACGUGUACAGAAUAUUCAGCCAUCAGAUGUCUCUGCAGAUAAUAUUAAUACUGACGUAUAUGUUAAAACAGAAGAUCUGAGUGUAACGUGUCAGCUGGGAGCUCUAAUGCAGGAAAUGUGUUACAGUGACAAUGAAGGUGAAAAUGAUGCUAAGAUUUCAUGUAACACGGAACAAACAGAAGAUCAGUGGCUAAGAAAUAUGCCAGAAACAGCAGAGCAGGAAAUAUGUGACAAUAUAAGUACUGGUGAAAAUGAUGCUAAGAGUUCAUGUAACAUGGAACAAACAGAAGAUCAGUUGCUAAGAAAUAUGUCAGAAGCUGCAGAGCAGAAAAUAUGUGACAAUAUAAAUACAGGUGAAUCCACAAACUACAAUAAUCCUACUUAUGAUCAGAGUGCAGAUGCUUCUUUACAUCUUCAAAAUCAAAGAAGCCACGUGGGAAAUGUAUGUUCUGAAUGUGGGAAAUGUUUUCUUAAGAAAUCACAUCUUCUUAAACAUCUAAAAAUUCAUACAGGAGAAAAGCCAAUUUCCUGUCCUAUAUGUGGGAAAUGUUUUAACCAUAAAAAAAAUCUUGUUGCUCAUCAGAAAAUUCAUACAGGAGGAAAAGGAUUUUCAUGUUCUGACUGUGGGAAAUGUUUUACUCAGAAAUCAACUCUUAUUACACAUCAGAAAAUUCAUACUGGAGAAAAAGGAUUUUCAUGUUCUGAUUGUGGGAAAUGUUUUACUCAGAAACCAACUCUUAUUAGGCAUCAAAAAAUUCAUACAGGGGAGAAAGGCUACUCAUGUUCCGAGUGUGGGAAAUGUUUUACUCAGAAAUCAAAUCUUAUUACGCAUCAGAAAAUUCAUACAGGGGAGAAAGGCUACUCAUGUUCUGAGUGUGGAAAACGUUUUACUUGGAAAUCAAAUCUUAUUACGCAUCAGAAAAUUCAUACAGGGGAGAAAGGAUUUUCAUGUUCUGACUGUGGGAAAUGUUUUACUCAGAAAUCAAAUCUUAUUAACCAUCAGAAAAUUCAUACAGGGGAGAAAGCAUUUUCAUGUUCUGACUGUGGAAAAUGUUUUACUCUAAAAUCAACUCUUAUUAGGCAUCAGAAAACUCAUAUUAAAAUAAAUCAAAGUUUAACGUCCUAAGUGCAGAGUGUGAUGUAGUUGUUGCUUACACAAUACCAAGUGCUGAUAAUGACUGCAUGUGCACCUCAAGUGUUUAUGAGGUGACCCCAGGGUGGAUGUGAUGAAAGUUGAUUUAAAUCACUAGAGACUGAUUUAAAUUGAUUUAAAUCAUGGUUUUCAUUUUUAGAAUAAUACGUUUUCAGAUUAUUUUUUCCAGUUA